AUGGAGGAUGCAUGGGUACUGGAGCACAUGGUACUUAUAUUCUAUAGAAAACUCAUACGCGAAAUAUACUACGGAUAUUACGGAAACUACGGAAACUACGUAUACUACGGAUAUUACGGAAAGUACGAGUACUAUGGAUACUACGGAUACUACGCAAACUACGUAUACUACGGGUAUAACGGAAAGUACGAAUACUACAAAUACUACAGAUACUACGGAUUCUACAGAUACUACGGAUACUACGGAUAUUACGGAAACUACGUAUACUACGGAUAUUACGGAAAGUACGAGUACUAUGGAUACUACGGAUACUACGCAAACUACGUAUACUACGGAUAUUACGGAAACUACGCGAUAUGUAGCUUUUUUGGCAACCAGCUAAUAAGGAAUACCGAGCUAACUCAUCCAAGUAUUGUGUAA
Molecule: messenger RNA, 420 nt
Organism: Drosophila montana
Lineage: Eukaryota; Metazoa; Arthropoda; Insecta; Diptera; Drosophilidae
Product: prisilkin-39-like
Exons: 2
Coding region: 1-420 (139 amino acids)
Source: RefSeq, a predicted model, not a curated record